Messenger RNA from Serendipita indica DSM 11827, 2112 nucleotides. NCBI's taxonomy places the organism in Eukaryota, Fungi, Basidiomycota, Agaricomycetes, Sebacinales, Serendipitaceae. The record is from the annotation of a GenBank genome assembly.
AUGGCCGAAACUCCGUUUAUCGUCGCGUGUUUUUUCGCGAUCAUCAUGCUCAUUUUGCCAGCGGCCUGGCAUUCGCGCUCGCAACGCGAGUACGCUACUCUACAUCUUUUGGUCCCUCGUCGGCAACGUGAUUUAUUUCGUCAAUUCGCUCGUCUGGAGGGCAACAUCCGAAACCCGGCGCCGGUCUGGUGCGACAUCAGUACCAAGUUGGUGGUUGGACUAAGUGUCGGCCUCCCAUCUGCUUCGCUUUGCAUCCAGCGCAGACUGUACAAUGCUUCCCGGCUUUCGACGGCUUCCGGUAGUGCUUCUGAUCGCUCACGCCAAACGGCCAUUGAUUUGGCGAUCGGACUCGGGAUUCCGGCUUUGGUCAUGAUUGUCCACUAUGUCGUCCAAGGACAUCGAUACGAUAUAUUUGAAGACUUUGGAUGUUGGCCUACUCUCUACCCGACCGCCAUUGCCAUCCCGCUGGUCCUUAUGUGGCCGCUUCUCAUGAGCACCAUCUCCAUUCCAUAUUGUGUCGCGUCUUACAUCUCCUUUACUCGUCGGCGAGUCGAGUUUCAACGCUACCUUGCUGCCUCGUCGAGCACAGGACUCAACACGGACCGAUAUAUGCGGCUCAUGGCGCUCGCAUCAACUGAGCUCGUAAUUGUCCUCCCGCUCAAUAUCCUUUCUAUCAGCUCCAAUCUCUCGCACGGACUUCAACCUUGGGUCAGCUGGGCGCAUGUCCAUGCCGAUUGGAUGCGCGUCAGCUAUUUCACGCGUUGGAUGUAUACUCGCAACAAAAAGUGGUAUAUCGAGUUCAGCGUCGCACGCUGGGCCAUUCCCAUCUCUGGUAUCCUCUUCUUCCUUUUCUUUGGACUCGCGAGUGAGGCCAGAAAGGACUAUGCUUGCGCUUUCGAUCUCUUACUCCGCCUGUUCGGUGUCAGAUCUACUCGUUACGAUGGCUCCUCGAGCUCAAAGUCUCGGUCGCUGUUCGAUCGCUUUUGGAAGAGUGACCGUGGCUCAUCUAUCAACGCAAGCACUCUCACAAAUCUGCCGUCUCCUCGCUCUCCCAACAGCAAGCGGGCUCAGCGGGAUACAAUCCCGUCGUUUGGAAACGAUUUCGACGUAGAACAUGGAACAAUCUCCUCGAGACUCGGCAUGAUUGCCGGGUCAACUGAACUUUAUGAGCGUGGAAUAACGCCAUCCGAGGAAUCGCAUGCACGGACGAUGAGCGGAGAGGAGGACGUCUACGAUGUUCUCUCUCGUCCGGCUCUUCAAAUUCCCGACGCUGUCUAUUCUCCUCCAAACCUCGUCCGACGCGACUCAUACGGCUUCAGUACUACCCAACGUGGGUAUGGACAUCGUACUCGCCCUUCAAUUGCCCGUUCUGAGAUGAGCGAUGAUACAAUCUGUGUCAGUCCGACCUCACUCAAAGGCAAAGGAAAGCACUCGCGAGGUGAUAGCUUGUCCGGUCUCCUUAGUGGGAUGGCAUCACCAACGACACCUUCGUCUGGACACCCUAAAUCUCCGACCACACCUCUCACAGCAACGAGUGUACGUUCAUGGGACACGAUGAAGCCUCUGCCGCCCACACCCGGUGGUAGUCGCCCGGCAUCCCAAUUUACUCUCCUUUCAGCAGCACCACUAGCUGUGGAUGAGCAGGACGAAUAUCUCCAGGCAGCUAUGGCCUCUUCCCUUGAUCUACAAGAGCCAGCCGCUGUAUACAAUCAAAACACUCCACCGACUAUAACCACGAGCUCUUCCACUAUUCAGAGGCCCACACAGGACAAUCAGCCAGCUCGCGCCCUUCCUGCUGCAUUCAUACGGCAUCCCCUCUUCGAAUCUGCUGAAGAUGGAGAGGCGAGCGUGUAUCAUACACCUGCUGCUGAACCUCGCCGGUUGUCAGUCUUGUCCACGUCCACAAUCAUUGGGCAGCUCACAUACGACUCUGACGCGUUCAGAGUCAACUACUCGCUCGCCCUCGUCUCCCAAAUCGAAGAGCACGAAGAGUACGACAGUGACACGAUUAUAAAGUCGAUUCAGCUCGAUCUUUAUUGGUUAUCUGAUCGAGUGUGCGACCUCUGCAUCAUCAUCACUACCCUUUCCAUUCACCCCGACCCUUGGCGCUAG